This is a messenger RNA of Racocetra fulgida, 711 nucleotides long. The record is from the annotation of a GenBank genome assembly. Lineage: Eukaryota; Fungi; Glomeromycota; Glomeromycetes; Diversisporales; Gigasporaceae.
AUGACAAUUCAUAAUGCUGGUCUCAUUCAUAGAAAUUUUCAUAGUGGUAACAUAUUAAGAUGUUUUAAUGGCUCUCAACAUAAAACUUUAAUCUCUGAUUUAGGUCAAUAUAAACCCCCUGAUAAACCUAUUCUUUAUGACAACGUUAAUAUUAAUGUCUAUGGUGUGUUACCUUAUGUUGCUCCUGAAGUUUUAUAUGGUGGUGAGUACUCUGAGGCUUCUGAUGUAUAUAGUUUUGGUAUGGUAAUGUGGGAGAUAACAACUGGACUACAUCCUUUUUAUGAUCGUGCUCAUGAUGAAAAAUUGGCCUGGGAUAUAUGUAACGGUCUGAGACCCGCUUUAAUUUUGGAAACUCCUCGUUGUUUCGCAGAAUUGAUGGAACUAUGUUGGGAUGCAAAUCCUAAACGGAGACCCGAUAUAAGAGAAUUGGAAAAAAUUUUUAUGUCUUGGGGAUGGCAUAUGGGUAUAUCUCAGAAACAUGAUGUGUUUGAUCAAUUUAUUUCCGCUGAAAAUGAAAGACAAAGAUUAUUAAAAUCUGAUGAGUUGGAAUCCCUUAAAAAGCCUCAUCCUGAAGCAAUUUAUAAAAGUAGAUUACUGAAUUUUCAGAAUUUGCCAAAACCUGUGAAUAGAUUAAGUUAUCUUAGAGUUUCCGCUGAACGGUCGUCUUUCUCUUUUAUUUCUGGUGAUGAUGGUAAAUUUAAUUUAAAAUGA